This is a messenger RNA of Candoia aspera, 1860 nucleotides long. It is a transcript of the gene TRIB3, whose product is annotated as tribbles pseudokinase 3. Gene Ontology annotation, biological process: protein phosphorylation; positive regulation of proteasomal ubiquitin-dependent protein catabolic process; regulation of MAP kinase activity. Gene Ontology annotation, molecular function: ATP binding; mitogen-activated protein kinase kinase binding; protein kinase activity. The transcript has 4 exons. The record is from RefSeq and is a predicted model, not a curated record. NCBI's taxonomy places the organism in Eukaryota, Metazoa, Chordata, Lepidosauria, Squamata, Candoiidae. Gene Ontology annotation, cellular component: nucleus. The coding region runs from base 25 to 1092 and encodes 355 amino acids.
CGGCGGGCUGCCUCCGGCGCAAAGAUGAGCCUGCUGGUGCAAAAGCCCCUCGCAGAGGCCCACGUGCCCAAAAGGCAUCUGCACUCCGACAAAGCCUCCAAAGUGGGCCGCCCAGCGCCCAAGCGCCCGCGUCUGGACAGGCUGCCGGGGCCAACGCCCAGCCUCCGCCCACUGCCACCUCGCUGCCCGCCUGCCGCGGACCAGGGCUUGACCGCUGCUCAGAUUGGCCCCUACAUCCUCCUGGAGCCCACCGAAGGCGGGCGCUGCUACAGGGCUGUAAACAGACACACCGAGGAAGAGCUCACCUGUAAGGUUUAUCCAGCUAAGAGCUACCCAGAGGUGGUGGCUCCAUACGCUGCUCUCCCCGUGCACCCCAACAUCGCCCGUGUGGCGGAGGUCAUCGUUGGAGACCAGAACGUUUACCUCUUUUUUGAGCUGGGGAGGGACAACAUGCAUGACCUGGUGAGACGGCGCAAGCGGGUGCCGGAGCCAGAGGCUGUUGCCCUCUUCCGACAGAUGGCCGAAGCAGUCGCCCACUGCCACCAGCACGGCAUCGUCCUCCGGGACAUCAAGCUGAGGAAGUUUGUCUUUGCUGACAGAGAAUGGUCCAGGUUGCUGCUGGAAAAUCUGGAAGAUGCACAGGUGAUGCUCGGCCCCGACGACUCUUUGGUGGACAAGCACGGCUGCCCGGCAUACGUGGGCCCCGAGAUCCUAAGCUUCAAGGGUUCCUAUUCAGGAAAGGCAGCUGAUAUCUGGAGCCUGGGCGUGGCGCUCUACACCCUCCUGGUGGGCUGUUACCCAUUCCAGGACACCAAGCCAGCCUCCCUCUUCAGCAAGAUCUAUCGUGGGCGCUUUACUGUUCCAGACGACCUCUCGCCCAAGGCCCGGUGCCUUAUCCGGUGUCUCUUGCGAAGGGAUCCGGCCGAAAGGCUGACCGCCAGUGGGAUCCUCCUCCACCCUUGGCUGGCUUCUAGCCCAAUCCCCAGGGCUUGGUGGGUCAGCCCCCCAGGUGUGCAGGGACUGGAGCAAGUGGUUCCUGAAGCGGGGAGCUGGAGAAAUAGUUCGGACACCCCACGAGAAGAGGCCAGCUGAGGGGCCUUGGGGGCGGAAAGUGCAGAAGAAGGCACGCAUCUGGCGUGGCAGGCAGACGGACAGUUCCCUUGCCUCCUUGAUUCCGUAUCUCAGCAGCCUCGGAAGUGCCUUUUGGUGGAGAAGCACCCUUCACCUUUGCCCUCCCGUGGGGCAGAUGUCACUGGGCCCCCAAACGUGGGGAGAGGAGGGUCCCUUGCCCCUUUCCCCUUUGCGUUGCAUCCUGUGCCAAAGAGCUUUCCCGUCACCAGCAAACUCUCUUGUUCUCAAGGAGGGCUGUUUUGCACCUUUAAUUUGGGAUCUGCAUUGCUGAUCUGGGGAAAGACUCUGGAGAGACCCCUGGAAUGAUUGGAGAAAGAGAUCUGGGGUGAGGGCCUGAUGGCAGAUCCACCCUUUUCAGCAUCCGAGGGCCGGAUUUCACGAUCCACAAUUUCAGCGGAAGGGCGGGAUUGAAAGAAACUGCUCCCCUUCCCCUGGAGCCCAGUUUCGAGUGACCCACACUUUGCAAAGCUGAAGAUCACUUUCCCUGGUGCCAAAGAAAAGGCUGAUUUGCAAGAUGGGACUGAUGCUUUCUGGUGGGGAGGAGGGGGUAGCCUCAGAGGGAAGAGUCCAGGGUGGGCACCUUGGAUUGGCUUUUCCUGUCUUUUCUGACACCUCCUAGAAAAUGGGGUAGCCCUAAACUGCCUGCAUCCCGCUAUGCUUAGGACAGAUACCUGCACUAGGAGAGGGUUGAAUUAAUCAGUGUUUUUCAACCUUGGCCAGUUUAAGAUG